Mytilinidion resinicola is the source of this 1791-nucleotide messenger RNA. RefSeq names its product cytochrome P450. Gene Ontology annotation, molecular function: oxidoreductase activity, acting on paired donors, with incorporation or reduction of molecular oxygen; monooxygenase activity; heme binding. The coding region runs from base 1 to 1791 and encodes 596 amino acids. The record is from RefSeq and is a predicted model, not a curated record. The transcript is spliced from 5 exons. Lineage: Eukaryota; Fungi; Ascomycota; Dothideomycetes; Mytilinidiales; Mytilinidiaceae.
AUGCCAUCAACAGAUUAUGGCACCCAAUAUCGCAUGCCAACAGCCUCGUUAACAUACAAUAAGACGUCCAUUCCUUCUAUCUUCUCCGGACUCGUCGAAGAUAACGGCAUCAUCUCCAUCGAGGCAGAGCACUAUACCAGCUUUAUGCCAGCUUCCGACCUCAACUACACAACUCUUCUUGGAUAUUACCGCACGCUCUCCGCAACCACUGUCUCGGAUCCAGUUGCCCCCAUCCCCUACUACCUCGACGGUCUUAACACAACCCCACCCCGCCCGCGCGCCUAUGUAGUACAGAUUGACGACUUCGAUCCGCAGCGACGCGUUUACAUCACCGAUCAGCCUGCUGAAGCCCGAAUCAAGUACCCACUCAAGGAUCACUUCUUCGGCAUAGAUCUCAUCCUCGACACUAUCCGCAACGCGAAGAAUCACCGUCAUCUAGAGGGUACAUGGCAUCGAUACGAAAAGUUUGGCAAUACAUUCACAUCCCGCCUCAUCAACUGCCAUACUGUCUUCACUAUCGACCCUGAGAACAUCAAGACGAUUCUAGCAACCAAGUUCGAAGACUUCAAGCUGUCCACAAUCCGCGUCGAUGCUAUGGUCCCAAUUUUCGGUCACGGUAUCUUCACCACGGACGGAAAAGCCCGGCAACACUCUCGUGCUCUCCUCCGUCCCACUUUCGCCAAGGAGAGCAUCUCGAAUUUUGAUACGGCAGAGUGCCACUUCCAGCAUCUCCUUCUCUGCAUCCCAAAAAAUGGCGCCACAGUCGACCUGCAAGAGCUCUUCUUCCGCUACACUAUGGACACCGCAACCGAGUUUCUCUUUGGUCACUCUGUCCACAGCCAGACUCGGGCACGUGAGUCAAUCGCCGCAAAUGCAGAAGCCCCUGACGCAGAGUUCGUGACGCAUUACGCUUAUACGCAGCUUGAAGCGAGUCACAACGUCCGCUUGGGCCCUCUAAACAAGUUCCACUACAAUGCCAAAGCGAAUCUCGCGCGGGAUAAAGUCUUUGCGUACGUUGACGGGCUCAUCGAUGCGCUGUUCGAGAAGCGCGCUGCUACUCUGACACUCCCCCAGAAAGAGGAAAUGGUUGAUAAUGACACCGGGACCAAGGAAAAGUACAUCUUCCUCGACGCUCUCGCGAAUGAGACAUCUGAUCGCCAGGUCCUCCGUGAUCAAAUCCUCAACUUCCUUCUCGCGGGCCGCGACACGACCGCCAGCCUCCUGAGCAACCUUUUCUUCGAACUAGCACGCCGACCAGACGUAUGGGCGAAGCUGCGCGAAAAAGUCAAGGCCCUGGAAGGCAGGCUUCCUACCUACACUGACCUGCGGAACAUGAAAUACCUCAAAUGGUGCAUCGACGAGUCCCUCCGCCUCCGCCCCGUCGUCCCCGCCAACACCCGCGAAGCCAUCCGCGACACUUUCCUCCCGCGCGGCGGCGGCGCAGACGGCAAUGCGCCCCUCUUCGUCAAGAAAGGCACGCAGGUGCUCUACAGCGUCUACAGCAUGCACCGCCGCCGCGAUUUCUUCGGGGACAACUCUGAGGAAUUCCGGCCGGAGCGGUGGGAGGGGUUGCAGCCGCGAUGGGAGUAUUUGCCGUUUAAUGGUGGCCCGCGUAUCUGUCUCGGGCAGCAGUUCGCGCUGACGGAGGCGUCGUUCGUGGUCGUGCGGUUGCUGCAGGAGUUUGCGGGCAUUGAGGCGAGGGAUGAGGAGCCGUGGAUGGAGCUGUAUACGCUGGUUGUUUGCUCGAAGAACGGGGUGCAGGUGGGAUUGGCGAGGGCGGAGAGGGAGUAA